CUCGGCAUGGUUGUGGAGGGCUACAUGGAACAACAUACCAGGGACGCCAUCUGCUCCUGAGGACAUGACUGAGCCUGCAUGGACCCAGCUUCUGUUUGGUGGUGCCAUUUGCUAUAAUUGCGGUGGCAAGACGAACAAUAGAAUCGACUUCAUGCUGCGCUGCCGAACAUGCAAUGCUUGUUUGAAGAGCAUACUUGGAGAUAGCGUUUACUUGAACUCGUUAAUACUUUCCAUACCCCACGAUUACCAUUGGUGUCUGCCAGCGGCGCAAGUAAAUCCAAGAGGAAGGGAGGGCACCCUUGAACACGAUCAUUGGCGUGUGCAAGACGCCUUCGAUCUUGAGGAUGAGGUAGCCAGGCGUUCUGCGAGCAUUUCUACUGAGGAAGAGCUAUCCGUUAUCUUGGACACGGUUUUUGAGGAGAGAGCUAAGAAGUUGUACAAGUUGCGAGAGCACGCAUACGCAUGCUUGGCCUGGCAUGAAAAUCAAGAACUCGAACGAGCAAACGAGCGAGAACAGAGAAAGGAAGAUCGUCGGGACAAUAUAUAUAAUCGGUUUCUGGCCAUGGGAUACGAGGAGGACGACAUUUGUUCGAUAUCGCUCCAUCGCGAAGUCUGGUGCGACAAGCCCAUGUCUGAUCGAGUCUGGACGCGAAUCCUCCCCAUUCUUGAGCCGCUCGUACAAGACGCCCUAAACGACCGGCUUCGGGACGAGAGUAUCCAGCGCGAGAUCGAUCGCUGGAGCAUCGUUGGUAACCACUACAGGGCCAUCUGGUCCACGCGUCCUCCAAGCACACUGGUGUUCUACCCGAAAGACACUGAGCUCUAUGAGUUCGACAUCAUCGCCCCGCUCUUGUCUCGCGACGAAGAUUAUCUGCCUAACGAGGGUUUCGAUUCUCUGAUAGCCGAAAUUUUCGCCGACGGGACGUUCAUUGCACAUAUCGAAAACUGGGCAGCAACGCGCAAGAUCACAAUCUUGUCGACCCUUCCUGUCACCCUAGCGCCCUGCCCUGUGUUCACUUUUCCACCGGAGUUGGAGCUCGCAAAGAAUGUUUUCGUCGGUCAGCUCGGGGAACACACCUACCAAUCCCUGUACGGUCCCGAGAUCUUCGCGUUCCGUGGAGAUAUGCUACCGAGGUUCGAUGAGGGUGCACAGAAGAUCGUUUUGGCGAUGAUAGGAAUGCUUGGGGAGGACCCAGCGACGAUAACGACAAAUGGGAUGAGCACGAUAAAAGCGUUGUUCGUUUGUUUGGAUUGUAAGGAUAGAGGUCACGUAGACGCCAGAAAUUGGAGGGCCCAUAUUGAUCACGUCCUGACAAAGAACCAUCGGUGUCCUGAUGACCAGGAUCCAAACUGGUUGGCCUUGACGGACGAUAAUCCAGAAUGCGACGAUAUACUCUCCACCCUGCACUCUUAUCCCCCCUACUCUUCGCCUCGAUGGUGGGGAUGCAAGCAUUGCACCUUCCACCUCACGAAACCUCCUGCAUACUUCUACGACGACCCUCCGUGUCGCACGCUAUUUGACCGUGGGGAUUGGAUGAACGAGGAAGAGGCGAGACAGCACGUUAGGAUUGAGCAUGGCAUCAGUAGUCCUGUCGUCGACCACGUAUACUUCCAUCCGUGUCAUCGGUAUGACAGUUCGAGCGUACACCGGGUCAACAUAUGCUGGUAAUGAGUGUUUGCUUAUAUGUAUCGGUUCAAGUGGCGAAGUUUGUCUUGAUACCCUGAUACCUUACUACGAAUAUUUCAUUAAUAAAUG
Messenger RNA from Stereum hirsutum FP-91666 SS1, 1756 nucleotides. RefSeq lists its product as uncharacterized. The transcript is spliced from 9 exons. Bases 65 to 1669 code for a protein of 534 amino acids. The record is from RefSeq and is a predicted model, not a curated record. NCBI's taxonomy places the organism in Eukaryota, Fungi, Basidiomycota, Agaricomycetes, Russulales, Stereaceae.